GUAUACUCCGGAAAUCAAGCUUCAGUGGCGUCUGGGGGGAAAAAGCAGUGGGAGAAAUCCAUCAUCUCCAAAUGGCCUCCUCGCCAACAGCACUGCAUCCCCAAAACACAAGCCAGAAGGAGCAUGUGGGGAUUCUGAAGCAUCAGGCAUUAAAUAAAGCUCCUGAGAAUUCAAGGGCCAAACUGUACACCGCUCAGUCGUCCAAAAGAGGAGCUGAAAACAAAGACCCGAACGAACCUGCCAAACCCACAAAGGGGGUAAAUAAACUGAAAGGGGUCAGUAGGCUUCCUGUGCUUGCAAAAUCCCAGGCUGUAACAGACAUCUCUUCAAAUCCGGCUCAUCGGAGAUGGGAAGAAAGGGCUCUGCUGGGUAAAGCUCAAAAGAGGAAGACGUGCACCAAGCCUGUCCCUUUCAGUUUGUCGCAGCCUCAGACCCGCAACCAGAAGGGCACCGGAGCUUCCUCUGAACCAGCAACCGAGCCUGGAAAUCCCACGACCCAUCUGACUCGGCAUACGUCAGCGAAGACACAGAGCGUCUCUCAACACAGAACUAAAACUGGAGCAGCUACUCAAAAUAUCGCCUCAGGAGCAACAUACACCGAACAUGCAAACGAUGCAGUUACUAAUAGUGUCUAUUUAAGCACAGAGAGUCACACAACUACGGCGUUUAAACUGAACAACCCAGAUGACAUAGCAUCAGUCGUUCAGAAGGACUUGAGCACAAAACUGGGGAAUAUCACACUUGCACACUCAGAGUUUACCCAGGAAGAAAGAUUUUCUUCUAAAGACCAAGCAGACUGCCGUCCAAGCACUAAAGGCUGGAAACAGACUCUUUUAUCUGCUGAUUGUAGAACAGGCGAGUCUGGAGGAGUGGGUAAUGCAGUAGCGAGUUGUCGGACUCCACGUGUUUCCAAGUGUCCAUCUGGACCAGGCUCCAACGUUUACCUGCCUCAGAGAGUCUCUGUGAAGAAGAAGGGCUGUCAUGGUGCUGAGGCCAUAUCAGAAAAUACAGUGCCAUUCUCCCCCGACCCAUCAGCCCUCCGCAGUAUUCUGCUGAAUGAAGGGAUUAAAGUCGGAGAUCCCGGUGGUGCGACACCGCGAGCGUCUACCUGCCCCUACGGCAGAGGCACCUCCAUUUACUCUGCUCAGAGAGUACCCAUAAGAAAGCCUCAGACACAUGCAGUAGCAUCAGUUGGAGAACCUGCAGGAGGCGCUGUGACGUUCUCUCCUGACCCAUCAGCCCUCCGCAGUAUUCUGCUCAAUGAGGGGGUGAAACAGGGAGCUGUAAUGACACCCAGAGCCUGCCCCUCAGGGAGAGCAACCUCUAUUUACUCCGCGCAGAGAGUACCUGUUAAGAAAGCUCCGGCAGAAGCCUCUACAGCCGCAGGCACUGUGUCGUUCUCCCCCGACCCAUCAGCACUUCGUAGUAUUCUGCACAAUGAGGGUGUUAAAGCGGGCAGUUCUGGUGUGGCGACACCUAGAGCGUCUGUCUACCCCUCGAGAAGAGCCACCUCCAUUUACACAGCUCAGAGAGUACCAGUGAAGAAAGCUAGAGCAGAAGAGGCAGCACACUCUGGUAUCAGCAAGAGGACGCCACAACGGGUUCCUGCCUCCCAGUCCCAGUCUGUGAAGAGGAUAAACUCUACACAUAAGACACGCCUCCUCAACAUCUCCCCCGGAUUUGGUGAAACACAAGCCCCCAGCACGGUCGGGUUCUCCCAGCAGGAAGAAAAAGUGGUUCAGAGGUUAUUUCAGGAAGAACCAGAGCAUGAAGAGAACGAGCAGAUGGAGGACGGUGGAGAUGAGGUUACUCUGGGUCAAUCGCUGCAGCAUCACCACUCUGCUGAACAGAAAUUGGAGCAUGAAGGUGAGACGGGUGCAGAAACAAAUCGCUGCCAUUCAGGAAAAGAGAAGAUCCCCGUAGCGCAGCCGUUCAUCCAGGCACCACACAGGCAGUCCGUCAUCGUGUUUUCAUCUGGUCAGAAGCUGCUGGCUCAGAACGGUGCUCAGACUGCCUCGCUGCAGACGUCGCAGCAUGCAGCACAGUUCCAGCCAUGCACAGACCAAACCAGCAGAUCACAGAGUGAACUGAACUCCGAAACAGAUCGACCAGUGACUCCCGGCAAGCUAUGCAAGACAAAAGCUUCCAGCCUCAGCUCGGCCAUGCAUGCUCUGAGACGCCGUCUUCCACCCCUGGAGGAGAUGUUUCUGGACGAAGAAUGUGCUAUGUACACUUCCCGCCACCAGUCAUGGCCGACUCGGCCUCGCUGCUACAACCCCGUGGCCUUGACGCUCCUCUUUCAGGACUCCACUCGCUUCGUGCCCAUUAUCGUGACAUGUCCGAGCCCGAGUCCUGUUCCAAACCUCUCCUCACCAAUCAGAGCGUAAAGACUGAAUGCAAACAUCUGAUUAUUUGUGAAGAUUUCCUACAUAAUUCAACAUUUCUCCCGCUACGUUUCACAGCUGUGACUGCUGAUCCUCACAGUUGAAAAUUAUGAAUAUAUGACUGUUGACAAGAGACAUCAGAACAUCUUAAACAUGGCGAGAUGAGUGAAUCACAUGAGUCAGGAUCACAUGCACAUGCUGAAUACAUGAAGCUAAACAAAGUGAACCCCUCCCCAAAGUGUAAUUCAGAAUUCUUUGCUAGACCAUAUUUACUGUUGGUGCUUUCCAGACAGUAUUAUGUUUAUAUUUGAUUUUUUUUUUAUUUUAACUACUGCCCUAUGCUCUCAGAUUCUGUUAUAAUACACAGAAACCACUAGUAGUACUUUCUUAACAUUAUGCACACUGAUGAUUAACUAAUUGGUCUUCUAUGCUUUAACUGCAUUUUUAAGUGAAGCUUGCAAGAUGGCUUUGUAUUAUGUGUGUAACACUAAAGCUGCCAAGCUUUCAGUGCUUGUUCGCGGACUGAGUGACUCGGGUUGUAGAGUAUCAUCCCGAAAGGCAGACAGAAAUCAUCACGUUAUUACUCGUGGAAGUAAAUCCGCCUGUUUUAGAGCUCAUUUCUUGCUCAGGCAAUUGUCUUUGUAAUUAUAUUGUCUAUAUUUAAUAAUAAAUGUAUAUCACGGA
Molecule: messenger RNA, 3068 nt
Organism: Ictalurus furcatus (blue catfish)
Lineage: Eukaryota; Metazoa; Chordata; Actinopteri; Siluriformes; Ictaluridae
Gene: troap
Product: trophinin associated protein
Exons: 18
Coding region: 72-2387 (771 amino acids)
Source: RefSeq, a predicted model, not a curated record